AUGCCGGCCGACGAGCUUGAAUUUCACGACGUGGUUGUCAUCGGCGCUGGUGUUGCCGGUUUGCGGUGCGCCAGUCAGCUGGUGCACGCCAAGGGCGUCAAGGACGUGCUGGUCGUGGAGGCCUCUGAGCGCGUGGGCGGCCGUGUGAUGAGCAACACGAGCUUCAUCCCGGGGCUCAGUAUUGAGAUGGGCGCUGAGUUCAUGCACGGUGCUAACACGACACUCACUCGCAUGGCUGAGGAGUACAACAUCGGUUUGCGCGAGAUCUUUACUUGGGCUCAGAGCAAUGAAGUAAUCUUCUGGCCUUCAUACGAAUGCAAGAGUGAACGUCAGAUCAUGUUUCCUUAA
Messenger RNA from Phytophthora infestans T30-4, 348 nucleotides. RefSeq lists its product as uncharacterized. The coding region runs from base 1 to 348 and encodes 115 amino acids. The record is from RefSeq and is a predicted model, not a curated record. NCBI's taxonomy places the organism in Eukaryota, Oomycota, Peronosporomycetes, Peronosporales, Peronosporaceae. The transcript is spliced from 2 exons. Gene Ontology annotation, molecular function: oxidoreductase activity.